CCCGGAUGUUGUAUGCGUUAACUUCACACUAACUAGCUUCUGACAUCGUUCGAACAGAACAGUGAAAAUAUUCAGAUUUCUAGGGUUGGAUCAAAACUGAUGGAGACACCAGGAGUUUGUGAGAUUGAGCUGCCAAACAGAAGAAUAGUGAGCGGCAGUGAAUCCCCCACUGAUCUGGAUAGUCCAUGUCAGGAGGAGGUUGCAGGGUUUCAUUUAGGUCUGUGCGGGCCUGAGGAAGAGAGAGGGGAAACCCCAGGCAGAGAGGACAGUCCCAGUGAACUGGGAGAGCCAGAGCUGGAUCUUGGAGGAGACUCCAAGGCUGGAGACGAUAAGGCUUUUGGAAAGGAGGUUGUACUGCUGAUGCAGGCGUUGAAUUCUCUUACCACGCCUGAAGAGAAACUGGCAGCGCUGUGCAAAAAAUAUGCAGAUCUGCUGGAGGAGAGCCGCUGCAUGCAGAAACAGCUGAAAGCCCUGCAGAAGAAGCAGUCUCAGAUUGUCAAGGAGAAGAUCCACCUGCAGGGAGAACACAGCAAAGCCAUCCUGGCCCGUAGCAAGCUGGAGAGUCUCUGCAGAGAACUCCAGAGACAUAACAAGACACUGAAGGAGGAGAACGGCCAGCGGUCCAGAGAGUAUGAGGAGCAGCGGAAGGAGGCCAUGCUGCACUUCCAGAUGACUCUGGGUGACAUUGAGGUGCAGAUGGAGCAGCACAGCUCCCACAAUGCCAAGCUGAGGCAGGAGAACAUGGAACUGGCCGACAAGCUCAAGAAGCUCAUAGAGCAGUAUGAGCUCAGAGAGGAGCACAUUGACAAGGUUUUCAAACACAAGGAGCUGCAGCAGCAGCUAAUGGAUGCCAAGCUGCAAAGAAUCACUGAGAUGAUGAAAGAAGUGGAGGAGAAGCAGCAGCGGGAGAGAGAGUUUCUGCUGAAGGAUGCCACAGAGUCCAGGCGCAAAUGUGAGCUGAUGAAAGAGCAAGAAUCUCAGCUGAAACAACAGCUCUCCCUCUACAUGGACAAGUUUGAAGAGUUUCAAAGUACUUUGGCUAAAAGUAAUGAAGUCUUCACGACCUUCAGACAAGAAAUGGAGAAGAUGACAAAGAAGAUCAAGAAGCUGGAAAAGGAGACGACGCAGUGGAGGACCAAGUGGGAGAGCAACAACCAGGCGCUGCUGCAGAUGGCCGAGGAGAAAACGCUGCGUGAUGGGCACUUCAAGGCUCUGCAAGGGAAGCUGGAGCUGCUGGAGCGCCUCUGCAGAGCUCUGCAGAAGGAGAGGAAUGACCUGAGCAACCAGUUGAGCCUCCUUCAGGAGCAGAGGGACCAGGGGCCAAUGCCACCUGGCGCAGACCAGCACGAGGCCUUGGCCAUGGAGGACGAGGAAGACGAAGAGGAGGAUUCUGAAGAUUUGGCGCAUGAUGAAGAGCUGGAGGUGGGUGAGGAGUCCCCGCAGCAUGCUGCUGAUAAAACCACUACUGCUGCAGCAACCACAUCGACCAGGCUGCUUGACUGAAGCUGCUUUGAGGCAGUCUAAAACAUUACCAUUACUAAAGAUUUACCCUUUCACAAUUGUAAACUAUAUCUUUUUGAUCUUUCUGUGUUUUUACACUUUGCUCAAUAAAAUUAUUGUAUGAAGAAUUUCCACAUUUCUAAGGCACUGUGCAGUGAGCUGUGAGCAAAGCCCUUUCCUCCACCAGUCAGACUGAGUUGGGCCUGGAGCAUAUCACUCUAGCAGACUGCAGUACAGGGGAUGGGGGAUGACUGCCUUUCUGUCUAAUAUCGACAUAUUUUCCUCAAAGCUUCUGCUCCCUGAAAAUUUGACUUGCAGAUAAUAAGGGUCACUAGAUGUUUGAAGAGCAUGAAAUAGUUUAGCUAUUUUUCUAAGUCACAUUCUCAUUUGUAUUUUUCAAGGAAAAUUCUUUUAAAGUCCAUUAUAUGGAGUUCUAACAGGUGUUUAGGGUUUCUUUUGGUUCCAACCAGUCAGUUGUAGUUCCCAGUGAAGGUAUGAAUGUCUCAUGAUGUGGUCUGUCUGCUUUAGUCUUCCUGGUUUUAACCUGGUCAUCUGCUCUCUGCUGCCCCAAGUGGAUCAUUUAGGAACCAUCUUCAGUGAAACUCAGGGUCAUCCUAUGCUAAGCUUUUCUCUCGGCUCGAUAGUUAGUAUUACUCAUUGUGACUAUCUCUAUCUGUCUGUCUUCUUCAAGCUUGGCCUUUAAAGCACUUCCACAAAGCCUGAAUAGCAGCACUGCUGUCAUUCAGGGAGAUAUUUCCACAUUUUACGAAUGUGACCAAAGUGAGAUGAUGUGAAGGGUUUGUCUCCCACCUGAUGAGAUUCUUUAGAGCGCAGAGAGGCCAGUUUUAAUAGGCCAUUGAUGUGAAUUAUGUUUCAAACGUUGACAUCCAACCAUGUCAUAUUUCAUCUUGGAAAAGAAGAUGGGAUUUGCUUUUCUGGAGUUUGAAUACAGCUGCUCUGUUAGGAACAAUUAAGGGCUCUGAUGGGGGUGUGGCCUCUGCAGUUAGUCUACACCUUGAGUGAAUGUAGGAAGUAGCAGCAGGUGCCAGCCUGACUGCUGUCAUCGGAGAGGAUUGUACUACUGACCCUUCUGGGUUCUCUUCACUUGAAAAGUAGAUUUAUCACUUCAUCUCAUUAUUUGCACAUCUUAUGGUAAUCAUUGUUCCUUUCCAUAAGCUUCAGUAGCGAGAAAGCAGCUGUUACCAUGCAAUGUGCCCUGUCCUGUUUUACUGUAGCACUUACUUCACAUGUAGUCCUCGAGCUCCAGGCUGACCCCAGAUCUGCCUGGCUUCUAUUUUGGCAUAACAAAGUAAUGGGACGGAUACGGAUGUAGUCCAGGUGACAUAAUUAAGAUUGUAAGUGUUGCAUAGCAGUGAAUGUGUAAGAUGGCAGUCUGUGCACUUUGACCUUUGCCCACCUUUCUAAGCGUCUCUUCAUGCUCAUUUGAAAUCAGAGGAAACUGAAUGCUGAUCAUCAGGCGGUGAGGGUUUCCACCCCUGGCUGAGCUGCAGACAACUUGACCUUGGCAUUGCCCCAGAAUGACUCGGGUCAUGUCAGAAUCUACCUCUGUGGGCGGGGCCAUGAGUCAGCAAACUGGCUGCUUUUAUUUUUACCACCUUGUAAAUGUAAAAUGUUCUAAGACUGUCAUGCUUUUAAAUAAACAUUUUGUAGGAUUUUCAA
Molecule: messenger RNA, 3180 nt
Organism: Poeciliopsis prolifica (blackstripe livebearer)
Lineage: Eukaryota; Metazoa; Chordata; Actinopteri; Cyprinodontiformes; Poeciliidae
Gene: txlng
Product: taxilin gamma
Exons: 11
Coding region: 100-1503 (467 amino acids)
Biological process (GO): regulation of cell cycle
Molecular function (GO): syntaxin binding
Source: RefSeq, a predicted model, not a curated record